Molecule: messenger RNA, 1866 nt
Organism: Punica granatum (pomegranate)
Lineage: Eukaryota; Viridiplantae; Streptophyta; Magnoliopsida; Myrtales; Lythraceae
Source: RefSeq, a predicted model, not a curated record
UCCAUUGUCAGCCGAAAGAACGAUAUAGAACGCUCUGGGGUCCUCUUCUCGCCUUGCACCCAUUGUCCCUCGUCAACUCGCCGCCGCAGCUCUCCCUCCCGUCCCUCCGCCGGCUGAGCCCGUCGGUUCGUAGCCGUAGCUCGUCCAAGCUCGUUAUACCAAGUGCCGUCACUGAAACCCGUGCUUCCGUUCCCGAACGGUAGGUGUUGCUGAUAGGCGCUUCUCUCUAUGAAAUGUCUCACUGCUUCCAUGAUUUCGGAAUUUUGAUGAAUCUCUUCUGCCACAAGGAACAUGAAUAUUGUUUGAUGCAUUCAUCAUUCUCAUGAUUAUUCCCUCUGCAGCUGGAAGUUUUCUUGGUACUGGUAUCGAAAUUGAGAGUUCUCUGAAUUUUGGCUUCUCCCUUGUCCAAAGCAAGUGGAGCGACCUACUUUGAGUAAUGGCGGACCCAGUCCUCACAUCCGAUCGGUCUUCCGAUCCUGCUCCACUGGAUCCUGCCUCCCGCACAAUCUGCCAUGUGUGCCAGAAGCAGUUCUCCCAGUACACUUGCCCUCGUUGUAACUCUCGCUACUGCUCACUCCAGUGCUAUAAGUCGCACAGUGUUCGAUGUACAGAAUCCUUUAUGCGAGAAAAUGUAGUCGAGGAGCUGCAGCAUGUCCAGCCUCAUGACAAGACUAAAAGGAAAAUGUUGGAUAUACUUAAAAGGCUCCAUUCAGAAGAGGAAGAGGAAGAGGAAGAUUCCAUGGAUGAGGAUGGUGUAGAUUCGUUGUCUGAGGAGACUAUUCGGAAGAUUCUGUCAGGCGACCAAAUUAGUUUCGAUGAUCUAUCUGCUGAAGAGAGGAAGCGUUUCCAACGAGCCUUGGCUUCGGGAGAGCUGAGCAAGAUGAUUGAGCCAUGGGAUCCGUGGUGGUUUAAACCUUCUGCAAGGAAAAUCCGUCUUGGCCAAGAAGGAAAUCAGCUGGUCCAACCAAUUAAUGAAGAAUCAUCGUCGCAAUCGCUCGAAGAUGGUGAAGAGAGUAGCAGCUCAAAUGAAAUUCCUCCCGGACCUGAAGCUCCAUUACCCCCAAUCAGAAAGCUUAGCUCAACAGAGCCCUCCCCUCUCCUACCUGUUCAUUUGGUCGACAUCAUAUAUAGUUACUGCUUCACCCUUCGUCUCUACAACGGUGAUUGGAGGUCAGACCCCAUAGGGUCAUCAAUGGUGGUGCUGAGCAUCUCCUUGGUUUUGGGCCAUGGAGGGCAGCCCGAGACUGUCCUUGAAGCCUUAUCCCAUUGCCUCGAGCAGACCUGUUCUCCUGCUUAUAAGCACGCUGGAGGCUUGCGAUUUGGGAUAGCCCUUGUGGAUGAUACAGUGAGCAUACUCUCCCUUGGGACAGAUGCUUUGAUCUGCUUGCUCUGCGAUCUUCAGAGGCUUCUUCAGGGCGCAGAAAAGGAGAUGAGAUUGGAGAAGGGGAGAAUGCCGAGAAGGGCGGAAAUCAAGAGCCAACUCAAGCUUGCUCGGAGGAAAGUCUAUUUUAUGAUGUGUUGGGCCCAUGAACAGCCGGAUGAAGUUUGGUCUUCCUUGGCGGCCCUCGUCAGGGCUGAGAAGGACAUCGCUGUGGCCCAUGGAGAGAGUAAGAGGUACGCAAAGUCGGCAGAGAAACCCGAGGGGACGGGGAAGGUUUUGAUAGAGGAGAUUCAGUGACAUAUAUGCUCCUUUUUGGCCUUCUAGGAAAAGACUGAAACUGCGGAAGGCGUCAGAACAGUAUAACCAUGUAAUUAAAUUUUGGCUAACACAUGAAUGUAUUGGACACUAUGUUUAGCCCGAUGUCUAAUCAUAUAAAGUUUGAUAAUGCUGUGAGGUCCCGUAACACGUCUAUCGCGUUCUUCACA